This is a messenger RNA of Acanthopagrus latus (yellowfin seabream), 1964 nucleotides long. It is a transcript of the gene tspan2a, whose product is annotated as tetraspanin 2a. The record is from RefSeq and is a predicted model, not a curated record. Bases 270 to 929 code for a protein of 219 amino acids. Lineage: Eukaryota; Metazoa; Chordata; Actinopteri; Spariformes; Sparidae. Gene Ontology annotation, cellular component: membrane. The transcript is spliced from 8 exons.
CACACGAUCUACAAGCCGAUGGGCGGUGCGAGGCGGCGUGCGAAGCAUCCAGCCCUGCUCAGCUCAGCUCAGCUCAGCCCGCCCGCCUUGUCCGUCCUCCUGUCUGUGUGUGUGUCUGUAUGUGUGUGUGUCUGUCUGUGCAGCGGGUUGUGCGCAUGUUUGGAUAUAGCGGGAGCAGGUCAGCAGCAUCAUUUCAUGGUUGAUGUCCAACUGGAAGAAGCGAACAGACACGCGUUCAGACCGGAGAUAGCGACAAAUCAGGUGGCAUCAUGAGCAAAGUGCAGGGAGGGAUGAAAUGCGUGAAAUAUCUGCUUUUCGUGUUCAACUUCAUCUUCUGGCUGUCGGGCCUGUUGGUGUUGGCUGUGGGACUUUGGCUCAGGUUUGACCCAGAAACGGUGGAGCUGCUGACAGGUGACGGUGCCCCCGACACCUUCUUCAUAGCUGUGUACAUCCUUCUCGGCGCAGGAGCGUUGAUGAUGAUCGUCGGGUUCUUUGGAUGUUUCGGGGCCGUGCGCGAGUCUCAGUGUCUUCUUGCAUCGUUCUUUGCCUGCCUUGUGAUAAUCUUUGGAGCAGAGAUCGCCGCUGGUGUGUUUGGAUUCAUAAACAAGGAACAGAUUGUUGAGGAAGUGCAGAAGUUUUACAGCAGCUCCAUCGCCGACGUCACCAAUGCCAACGGCACUGCAAUCGCUUUAAUCUACCACAAAACUCUGAACUGUUGCGGAGGCUCCACAUCAGACGCGUCUACAACCCUCUGUGCAGACGCUCCAGAGGAAACCGAGGACUGUCUCACUGCAAUAACAGACUUCUUCAACGAGAAGCUUCAUAUUAUUGGAUACAUUGGGAUCGGCGUUGCGGGAGUCAUGAUCCUAGGAAUGAUCUUCAGUAUGGUUCUGUGCUGCGCCAUCAGGAACAACAGGGAGGUGAUAUAGACGGUGAGUUGCCCCCCUCCCCACCAGCCGGCCCGCCACACGCUCACUGAUCCCUUCAUAAUCACCUGCGUCAGAAGGGAAACACCAAAGUUACAUCUCAAAGUCAUUUCUCAUAGUCCAGAGUGAUCUGGUGGGGAGGUUCACCGAGCAGCACAGAGGGAGAGUACAGCACGUCCCAGUUGUCCCAGUUGUCCUCGGGCCAAAUUCAACACGACACGCUGGAUCGUUACCUUCGCACCUUCUCCUCGACUCCACCAGCGCACCAAACUUAUUUCGCCGUUCUUCUCCGUAACACACUGCUCCGCUUCCAUCACAACCCUGUCACAUUCCUCGGUUUUAACACGUUUCUGUUUCGUUGCUGACGCUCCACGGAGGCAACAGUGCUGCGCUGUAGCUCCAACACAGCACACCAAGCCUUCUCUGACACAAGAUUGUUGGGUCUGAGGAGUAUCGCUGUAAAUACGGGCACCUAUUUUAUGCACUUGGCUGUUAACAUUAUUUAUCGUGCCCCUUCUUGCUCUUUUUACGUAAUUUAUAGGCCUUACGCCAAUCAUACUUUGUGUGCUUAAAUGUUUUGAGGACUGUUCUACCUUUGCAAAGUAAAUUUCCAUGAUGUGCCUACUGUAUAUUUAGCCACACAGCGAAGCUUCCAGCUGCUGUGCUCUCCACCCACUCCUCGUGAUUUGUAUAUGUACAUAAUGACCGUGCUUGAUCCCAGCCACCACUCUCAAGUAUUUCUACUUUCAAAGCACAACAGAGGAAGUGUGGACGCGAUAUCAACCCAAAGGGUUAGAAAAAGGUCUGAUGACAAACUGCCACUCCAAAAUUCAUCUUAAAGGUCAUGAGUAACACUUCGUCCUGAGCUCUUCUGGAGCGCGUGUGAACUGUAACAGUGAGCUAGUUUUUUGCAUUUUGUGUGAAUUAUUUUUGGAUGUAAAUUUUGUUGGUGUGCCAAUAAGAUGUGAAUUAUAGAAUAAUAUAGUUUAUGUCAUACUGUUAACCAUAAUAAAAAAAAAACAAUACUGGGUGCUAUUA